Molecule: messenger RNA, 2310 nt
Organism: Mus pahari (shrew mouse)
Lineage: Eukaryota; Metazoa; Chordata; Mammalia; Rodentia; Muridae
Gene: Six1
Product: SIX homeobox 1
Exons: 2
Coding region: 405-1259 (284 amino acids)
Biological process (GO): regulation of transcription by RNA polymerase II
Cellular component (GO): nucleus; transcription regulator complex
Molecular function (GO): DNA-binding transcription factor activity, RNA polymerase II-specific; RNA polymerase II cis-regulatory region sequence-specific DNA binding
Source: RefSeq, a predicted model, not a curated record
UUUGCUGCCGGGCCGGGCGGCGCGCAGGCUGGCCAGCUUCGGAUAGGCGCCGCUCGCAGCCAAUCAGCGUGUCGGGGACACUGCGCGCUUUAAGGCCGCUCCGGGGAGAACAGAAACCAAGUUCCCCGGCAACCAGCAGCAUCCACCCGGCGGCAGGCAGGAGCCAGCGAGGCCCAGAAGGCUGCAGAGAGCGCCAGCCACUCGGAGUCUAGCUCACCCCUACUUCUCUUCGUCUUCCUUCGCCUCCCACCCGCCGAGGUCCGACUGGUCUCUUCGCCUGAGCCAAGACUAGGGAGGGGGUUAGGAGCAGCCGCGCCCCCCUCCCCGCGGCAGCCGCCCCUUGCUCUCCCAGCUCUGCUCACUGCCGCGUGCGCCCGGGCCCGUGCGCCCCGGCAGCGCCAGCCAUGUCGAUGCUGCCGUCGUUUGGUUUUACGCAAGAGCAAGUGGCGUGCGUGUGCGAAGUUCUGCAGCAAGGAGGGAACCUGGAACGCCUGGGCAGGUUCUUGUGGUCGUUGCCCGCCUGCGAUCACCUGCACAAGAACGAGAGCGUGCUCAAGGCCAAGGCGGUGGUCGCCUUCCACCGCGGCAACUUCCGCGAGCUCUACAAGAUCCUGGAGAGCCACCAGUUCUCGCCUCACAAUCACCCCAAACUGCAGCAGCUGUGGCUGAAAGCGCACUACGUGGAGGCCGAGAAACUUCGCGGCCGACCCCUGGGUGCCGUGGGCAAAUAUCGGGUGCGCCGAAAAUUCCCGUUGCCGCGGACCAUCUGGGACGGCGAGGAGACCAGCUACUGCUUUAAGGAGAAGUCUCGGGGCGUGCUGCGAGAGUGGUACGCGCACAACCCCUAUCCUUCACCGAGGGAGAAACGGGAGCUGGCCGAGGCCACUGGCCUCACCACCACCCAGGUCAGCAACUGGUUUAAGAACCGGAGGCAAAGAGACCGGGCCGCCGAGGCCAAGGAAAGGGAGAACACCGAAAACAAUAAUUCCUCCUCCAACAAGCAGAAUCAACUCUCUCCUCUGGAAGGGGGCAAGCCGCUCAUGUCCAGCUCAGAAGAGGAAUUCUCACCUCCCCAAAGUCCAGACCAGAACUCGGUCCUUCUGCUCCAGAGCAAUAUGGGCCACGCCAGGAGCUCAAACUAUUCUCUUCCAGGCCUCACAGCCUCCCAGCCCAGCCACGGUCUGCAAGCCCAUCAGCACCAGCUCCAGGACUCUCUGCUGGGCCCACUAACCUCCAGUCUGGUGGACUUGGGUUCCUAAGUGGGGAGAUACUAAGUGGGUCUUGAAGGGAUGGCCGGAGCAGCAACCAACCACAGCAAUCUAGGGGACACUUGUACAUAGACGCCAGGGACAAUUCUGCAGCUUGUUUCUGGGGUUCUUUGCGCAGAAAGGAACCACAGGCUUUCACAAUUGUCUUUUUAAAAAUUACAACCAACAGCGGUCUCAGUUGAGCAUCCUCUCUCUCUCUUCUCUCCGACUCUUACUACCCUUGCAUUUCCCCUCCCACUAAAAGGUCAGGAAAUAACAAAAACAGCCAGGCUUGGUUCUGGGCAACCCAGGCAUCCUUUACAGUAGUCCCUUCUCCCACCUCUUCCUCCUCUUCUUCCUCUUCUUUCUCCUCCUCUUCGUCUUCUUUUAAUGAACAGAAAUUACAAAUCAGCUGGAUUUUAAUUAGUUUUUUUAAUUUAUUUAUGGAGAAACGGUUUAGGGAACAGGAAAAGGAAAUGAAGAGGGAGAGAGAUCAAAAUAAUGAAAACAAGAAACCUUCAGUGUGAGGGGAACUGGCUGCCUUCUUAAGAUGAAUAGGAAAACUAUAAUCACAGCUGUUUUUUGAUGGGAAGAUUAAGUUUACAUUUUUCAUAUUUAGUGUUAAAUAAUUUUAUGUAGAUUAAAAUAAAAGAGCAGUAUUAGCAAGGGAAACAAGUGCCUAAAUGUCUUAAUGCUCUCUAUGGGAGGCGGUUAGAGUAGCAGCGAUGUUAGUAAUACAACUAUUUUUGUCAAAUUGAAUAGGGGUUUUGGUGAUUGUUUUCUUGUUUUUUUUUUUUUAAUUUUUAUGACAAACUCUAAACAUGUACCAAGGAGGGAGGGGGAAAACCCGCUUUCCUAAAUGUCAUCAGUUCUUCCUCAGAAACACUCCUAUCUGUAGGCUGCCUCUGUCCUGAGGGCUCUGUUACUCCUAGUUCCUACUUACAGGGGGGGGUGCCAACCAAUCUGGCAGCCUGGUGUUUGUUACUAAAACAGCAUGUGUUUUUAGGCCUCGGUUCUAUUGUACCUAAACCAGUCUAAAUUAAAACUCAGUAGACCAGCAGGA